Molecule: messenger RNA, 1579 nt
Organism: Triticum dicoccoides
Lineage: Eukaryota; Viridiplantae; Streptophyta; Magnoliopsida; Poales; Poaceae
Product: metacaspase-4-like
Exons: 2
Coding region: 154-1371 (405 amino acids)
Biological process (GO): proteolysis
Cellular component (GO): cytoplasm
Molecular function (GO): cysteine-type endopeptidase activity
Source: RefSeq, a predicted model, not a curated record
CCUCGAGUCCCCACCCGUCAGAUCGGGAACGCCAAUACGCGCAGCGCACCUAUCCCCCACUACCACCGGCAACCGACGAAACCCGCACCCACUCCACCACAUCCUCCUCCUCUCCGGCAGCCCGACCGACGCCGCAGCCGGCGCAUCGCCGCGAUGGGCCGCAAGCUCGCGCUCCUGGUGGGCAUCAACUACCCCGGCACCAAGGCCGAGCUCAAGGGAUGCCACAACGACGUUGACCGCAUGCACAAGUGCCUCGUCGACCGGUUCGGCUUCGACGAGGAGAACAUCACCGUCCUCCUCGACCGCGGCUCCUCCGGGCCGCAGCCCACCGGCGCCAACAUCCGCCACGCGUUGGCCAAGCUCGUCGGGGACGCGCGCCGUGGGGACUUCCUCUUCUUCCACUACAGCGGCCACGGCACGCGGCUGCCGGCCGAGACCGGGCAGGACGACGAUACCGGGUACGACGAGUGCAUCGUGCCCAGCGACAUGAAUCUCAUAACAGAUCAAGAUUUCAGAGAUCUGGUGCAGAAGGUCCCGGAUGGUUGCAUAUUUACCAUCGUCUCCGACUCAUGCCACAGUGGUGGCCUACUGGACAAGGCAAAGGAACAGAUAGGCAAUAGCACCAGGCAGAAUCAGACCCAGUCUCGUGAACCCGAAGAAGAGCGAUCUCAUUCUGGCAGCGGGUUCCGGUCCUUCCUCAAAGAGACCGUUCGUGACGCGUUUGAGUCUCAUAGCCGCCACGGAGGUGAGGACCAGGAUGAGCAACCAACUGGGGAUGGUCUCACUAAAAAUCGCUCGCUGCCACUCUCAACACUUAUUGAGAUGCUCAAGGAGCAAACUGGGAAGGAUGACAUUGAGGAGGGCUCAAUCCGGCUGACUCUGUUUAACGUCUUCGGGGACGAUGCCAGCCCAAAGAUCAAGAAGUUCAUGAAAGUCAUGCUUGAUAAGUUCCAUGAAGGUGGAUCAGGUGAGCAGGGCGGUGUCAUGGGCAUGGUUGGUUCGCUAGCUCACCAGUUCCUGAAGGCUAAGCUUGAAGGCAACGAGGAAGAGACUUUCAAGCCAGCGAUAGAACAAGAUAUGGGCAGUGCUGAAGAGGCGUAUGCCGGGACUAAGUCAUGGGCGCCUAACAACGGCAUCCUCAUCAGUGGGUGCCAAACCAGCCAGACAUCAGCAGAUGCAACCAUACCGGGGGGUACGUCCUUUGGCGCGAUGAGCAAUGCAAUCCAGGCCAUUCUUGCGAGCGAUGAUGGGAAGAUAACAAACAAGGAUCUCGUUAUGAAAGCACGCGCGGCACUGUCCAAGCAAGGAUACACUCAGCAGCCUGGCCUCUACUGCAGUGAUGAGCAUGUUCAUGUGGCUUUCAUCUGCUGAAACAUGGAUUGAUGUUGUGCUUUGUUUUCUUUCUGUGAUGAGCUGUGCACGAGAGGUUUCAGUUUUCCCUUUGCUCCCCCCUGGUUUGCUGUGGUUAUGUAUUUAUUAUGUCAAAAACUGUGAGUUGAAAUACGUCAGUACUGAAAUAAGGAAUUGCCAUGUAAACUUUAUACAUAGUACACAUAUACUAGUUGCUUCUUUAGUUUCA